Trichoderma virens Gv29-8 is the source of this 702-nucleotide messenger RNA. RefSeq lists its product as uncharacterized. Gene Ontology annotation, biological process: intracellular protein transport. Gene Ontology annotation, cellular component: Sec61 translocon complex. The record is from RefSeq and is a predicted model, not a curated record. The coding region runs from base 79 to 417 and encodes 112 amino acids. Lineage: Eukaryota; Fungi; Ascomycota; Sordariomycetes; Hypocreales; Hypocreaceae. The transcript has 4 exons.
AUUCGUCCCAAGAGUCCUGCAGUGAUUCUCGGUCGAUUCGCUCAUACUCCUUCUAAUACCCAAACACACUCCUUCACAAUGUCUUCUCGUCCCUCUUCACCCGCCAAUGGCCCCGCCGCGGCCAGCGGUUCCAGCAUCAGCCGACCUUCCUCUCCUACGCCUCCCGGCGGACCUCGAACUGCGAUCCGUCGACGUGCUGCUGCUGACCAGAAGGAGAAGCUUGCCAAUGCUAGGCCAAGCAGCACACGGGCCGCUGGCGCUGGCGGCUCCAGCAGCACCAUGCUGAGACUCUACACCGACGAAUCCCCCGGACUGAAGGUCGAUCCUGUCGUUGUCCUUGUCCUAUCCCUUGUUUUCAUCUUCAGCGUUGUUGCUCUGCACAUCAUUGCCAAGAUCAGCCGCAAGUUCUCGAGCUAAACACGUUAUAUGGUGAUGGAAGUGAUACACGAAGGAGAGUUAUAAGGGGUGGUAUGAGGGGGAAACAGUUCCGCGACGGCGCAGGUUAUGAAGACCAAAUCUAGCUGAUGUGAGGUUUGACGCAAAAAAGACUUACCCAAGGAGAUGUAUGGAUUUGGCGGAUACAAUGACCUGGCCCCUAAUCACCAUGGAGUCGGAGCGACCAUGAUAUUUUGUAUUAUAUGAGCAAAACGGUUAUUUCAAUUUCGUAUGCGUUUUUGUAAGAUUGCCUUGUUUCUUCUUUGC